Messenger RNA from Homarus americanus (American lobster), 3488 nucleotides. RefSeq lists its product as uncharacterized. Lineage: Eukaryota; Metazoa; Arthropoda; Malacostraca; Decapoda; Nephropidae. The record is from RefSeq and is a predicted model, not a curated record. The coding region runs from base 403 to 3201 and encodes 932 amino acids. The transcript has a single exon.
GGGAGACGCAUGUGAAGGCCGCCGCGGGGGUGAACGAGCAGGUGUCAGUGUGGUGCCUGCUUGGUAAAAGCGUGAUGGUGCCGUGAUGGUGAGCGGCAGGUGGUGCGCGACCUCGCCUGCCCCCUGCUGCUGCCGCCUACUGCACGGCGCCGCCCCUCCCGGCCUCUGACGAUGCGGUCAACUCCGCGGGCGGGCGGGGGCGGCGGCGCGCUGUCCUCGUCUACGUCCUCAAGCAGAAUUAUCUGCGGAUCCAAGUGACUAGGGUUGGGGACGUCCCGACGGGGGGGGCGCGGCCCCCCAAUCGCCGGGGGACGCGCCUCUGGCCGGUAUGUGCGGGGUUGUCUACGCGUGGUGCAGGUGAGCGCGCGCUACCUCAUCUCCGCCAGUCGCGCACCUUCCACCAUGAUGAGGUCCAAAAAGAAAGAAGGCAACCUGAAGCCUUCCCGCAAGCUGGAUAAGCGGUCUAGCCGCGGUGUUAUGUUCGAAAAUGAAGAGCUGCGUAUGCGCACUAUAGAGAUCAACGCCGAGGUUGACCGCGGCCAGUCAGAUCUACGCAAGCUCAAGAAAGAAAACGAAACUUUGAAGCAGCAAGUGUGGACGCUCCGUGACGAGUACGAUAAACUCGAAAACUUUGUUAAAACUAUGGAUGAGGACAGUGACGACGACGAUGACGAGGACGACGAGGAUGAGGAGGACGAGUUGGAGCAGAGGUUCUGUGGGCCCAAAAUUAAUGAGGAGGAGGGGGAAGACGAAGACGAUGAGGAGGGUAACGUAGAAACAGAUAACUUAGAAAAUUUACAAAAAGUGUAUAGUGGUAAAAUGCGGAGUGUAGAGUAUACAAUGCGUCAGGCGUCCACUAUAGACAGUGGGCUGGCAGGGGGCUGCAGCCAGGCCCAGUGUGCGGGCGGGCCUGGUGCUGCCGCGUGUCCCGGCCCAGUAGACAGCCUGGCCCAGUCGGGGUCGGUGCGGGUGUGCGUGCCUGACGACACACCUGCCUUUGUCGAUGUUGGGGAGGGGGGGACGUCACCCCCAGACCCCCUACAACCCAUAACUUCUGAAACUUACUUAUCUCAGACUGACCACUUUAAUCUCGAUCAAUUACUUGACUUUGCUUCAUCGUUUCACUACGACCGACGGAAGCACCUCACUCAGGAGCCCCUAGCGAUGGCACUGCCACCCGAGGAGGAGCGGCCGUCGUCCCCCUCCAGGGACAAGGUCGUUCCUGACCCCAGCUACUCCACAGUCCGGCGCCGCUCCGCCACCGUCAUCGAGAAGCUGAAGAGCGGCAGUAACACCGGCGCCCUGGUGAAGGAGGUGAAGCAGCUGUCACUGUGUAAGGACGGUGCCACCACCACCACCACCGCGGUGCCUGUAAACGAGUCUCCUGAGGUGACACACACCACCACGGUCAACUACACGCGCUCUUCCUACUUCUUCUCGGGCCCGCUGGACGGCAACAGGAGCCAGUCUCUUGGUACUGGCCUCAAUUCUGCCGCCAAUAUCACCCGGACCCCCAGCAGCCCUGCCGGUCCCCUCUACUCCUCCAGUAGUGCUUCCAAUAUCGGCACGUCAUCGUCACUCGAGGCGGGGCUGCCUCUCGUCUCCGUCUACAACCCGAGGGCUUCCCUGGUGCGUCUCAACAGCAUAGAACCAAACACUAUUAUGGUUUCGGUAGCCGAAAUGCCUCAGUUGUGGGACAUUACUACGCAAGAAAUAAUAGACGAGCUUGAACAGCAAACAGAGGGGACUUUGCUUUCCAUCCGCGGCGUGCGUGUUGUGGGUCGCGCGGCAUACAUCAGCCUGGGUCGUCGCGACGCCUUGCAGCAACUGCUGAACCAUGGCCUCACCGUCCGGGGCGGCAAGGUGCCACUCAUUGACAUCACGCGAGAGUCCAUCGUUCUGGCCCUCACCGGCGUCCCUCACUACAUAGCCGACGCCACUCUCGUCAUCCUCCUCUCCGCCUUCGGCACAAUUAUUGGUGAGCUCGAGCGCCGAUUUUACAAAGGUGUGGACACAGGCGAGCGGUUCGUGCGGAUGAAGCUAAAGAAGCACGUGAAGCUCCCCAAGUAUGUGACUGUAGGAGGGUGUCGCAUAGUGCUGACGGUCCACGGCCGCGACGCCCCCGCACAGCUGCAAGUGCCUGAGUGGAGCACCAAGGGCCCCCCUACGCCAGCACCGCCACCAACACCUCACACCACUCACGCCCCACAGGUGACCGAACCCUCUCACGCAGAUCUCACCACCCCGGUCUCUCCGGACUCUGGCCAGUGUUCUGAACCAUCUUCCAGUGAUAAAUCCUGUGAGCGCAUAGAGGGGAGGGACGGGGCGGUAAGAACGGACACUACACAAAAUGAUGGUCGGAUAACCGCUAAAUCUUCAAAAACUUUUUCCAGCAGAUGUAUUGUUAAUCUGAAGUUGCCGGAGAGACCAACGGCGACGAGUGGGCUGCCUCGGGUACGUGAGAACAUCAACCCUCGGGACCCCGUGGGGCCUGGCCAGGGCGUGGUUGGUCUUGCUGUUAGCACUGGCACUCCAUCCACGCCCCUGGCCGCUGGACAUGUGCUGCGGGCGGGGUCGUUAUACCGGGGUGCUCGAGGCCCCGACACACCCACAGCCACAGGGAGUGCUGGGGGUGGGUCUCCGAUCAGUGGCAGGAGACAUUCUCGCCUCGGCGCCGUCGACGCCCGCACACCCGAGUCCCCUCGCCCACGACCUAACUCUGUAGUGUUCGACGAGCAGCCCCGAGAGGGUCCUGUGUCCUCCCGGGGGCUACUGACGCCACAGUACCCGCUGCACCACUCACACGUGGUCGCCACCUCCUCGGGCCCCAUGCCGUUAGCCAACGGCAUCCUGCGUAAGGCGUCGGGGUCGGAGCAGGAGGCGCUGCUCCCCGCCAGUCAGCGCUGCGCCGCCUCCAUCAGGAACAGACUCAAAAUCGGACGCAGUAUGUCGUACGACGCCGGCAAGCAGAAACUUGUCGCCGAGAAGGAAAAGAAAAAGUUAAAUAAGAUGGAGAGCAUUAGUGAGAACACUAUAAACGACGAUGUGAGUGACAUCACGCCCCUGGGCGCCGGGGCCCGCAGAGACUCCGAGAAGAGCUCCGUCAGUGCCAACAGCAAAAGCAGCACCAACACUAACAAAAAGAAGGAGCCGGUCAUUGACCUGCCGUGGUGUGGCUGUUGGGGCAACGGUUGUUUCUAGUGUGUAGUCGUUCACUGGUACCAGUUCCAUCCUUUAUAUUUAUCGUUAUUUUCUAGUCAAUAACUUCCCUUGCUCCCAACGUUACCUAGUCUUCAUCAAGUAGUGGAUUAGUCUUGGAGAGAGAGACCAGAAACACACGUCUUGGCUGAGUCGUUGUAUAUAUCAUGUUGUCUGAUUAAUGCCACAGUCUUACCAUGUUUUAAUUUUCCACCAUUUCAGUAAUCAAAAAACUCACUGCAACCAGUCAUUGUGUUGAUGAGUGUCCUGUAAUUUGAUAAAAAAUACAA